AUGCCCUCCGCCAAGAAGCGCAAAUCAAAUUACUCCACCGUUAGCUCACUGGAGUUACUCAACAAGCCGCAGUCUCGAAGGCACACCACCCACAAUGAGAGGAAUGUCUAUGAUAUUCCUGAAUCAUCCCCCUUGGUGACGCGCUCGGUACAGCGCUACGGACUUCGAAGCCAAGACGACUCUUCCAUACCGCAAUUCAGCGAGCCCGACCAAGAGCAGCCCAAUUUAUCUCCCGAGCCUGAACAGGAGCCCAACAGAGAGCAGUCUGAGCCAUCACCAGAGCUCAAUCCAGAGCAAUCAGAGGCCUCUUCCGAGGAAGAACAGAUACGCAAUGUUCCCGGAUCCAGUGAUGAUGAAGGUCAUGUGGACCCGGCCAAAAUACAUGUACAGGAUCAUAAGGUAGAAGACCAAGGCGAGCCUCAUCAUGAGCUGGACGUGAUCCCAUAUGGGGGGGUUCAGGAUGAGGAGAGUCAAAUCCAGGAAGUCCAAAGCGAGGAAGACCAAGAUGAAAUCUCACAGCACGAAUACCAGGACGAGAGGGAAGAGGAAAGGGACCUAAGCAACCCUCAGCCAAACAAUUUCGAGGCGCUCCAAGUCGUUGUUUACCAUAGCGUAGAGAGUGACUCACGACAUAAUAGGGGCGUCACUUCGCCGGUUUCCAGUGACAGUGUGCCAGAGACACCACUGGCCACAACUCUAUCACGCAAGACGCGUAUGAUGCGUCGGGAGGAAUCAAACAACGUCGUGCUUGAUGCCGAGAUGUCAGACCACAAUGAAGACGAGCAUGUUUACAAGGGUAUUGUCACGCUAGAUCUUGAUUUGAAAGACUGGCUGGUAACAAAAGUUCAAAACACCCGUUGGAGUGAAGAGUGGAUGCUCUUUCAUGAUCGCACAUUGGAAUUGCCAAAAUUUGUCUAUGGUCCUAUGCCAACAUCAUUCAUCGAUGCUUUUCAAUUAAUCGAAUGUUUGAUCGACCUGUUCAAUGACCUAGAAAAUCUACCAGUUGACCUGGAAACGAAAGUCAAAAACCUCCGUGCUGCAACAUUUACCGAAGUCAAGGGUAUUCUGAACUUCAAUGAAGUACCAACCGAGGACCUUGAUACGAAAAUAGCCGGCGAUUUAGUCGUUUAUCUUGAAGGCUACCUACUACCUCAUAUUGCUAUCUUAGUCAUGCGGAGUUUCAGGGCAUAUACUUUGUACGGUGUACCAGCCUCCACUGCCUUUGACGAUAGUCUAGGGCUGCUAGUUGAUUGCUGUGAACGGAUCGAUGCUCUUCGGGGGUAUUUUCAAUCCGACCUUAAACAUCAACGGUCCUGGCGCCUUGGAAUCCGGGCAAAGCAUUUCAAGCAAGCACUAAAGAAGAACCAAUUGGGUGUGUUUUUAACUGCAGAAGCACAAGCCCCUCCCGUACCGAGGACUCCCCCGACUUUGCACGGAUGGACACGAUCAGAAGAAAUGUGGCUCCGUGAUGCGUGGGAGCAGUAUGAUUCAAGCGAACCAAUUGAACGCUUCAUCUUAAUCAAGACGCACCUUGCAAAUCAAUUCUCACGGCACACUAUGAGUUCUCUGAGGCUCAAGGCUCGUGAGCUUGGCUUAGAUUAUUAG
Penicillium pulvis is the source of this 1605-nucleotide messenger RNA. RefSeq lists its product as uncharacterized. The coding region runs from base 1 to 1605 and encodes 534 amino acids. NCBI's taxonomy places the organism in Eukaryota, Fungi, Ascomycota, Eurotiomycetes, Eurotiales, Aspergillaceae. The transcript is spliced from 2 exons. The record is from RefSeq and is a predicted model, not a curated record.